AUGAUAUUUUUUGAAUAUUUAGAAACCAGACUUUUUCUUCCAAUAUUCAAUUCCCCCGCUUUCAUCUUCCUCUAUAUUCUUCGUCCCUUUACACUUGGAUAUUCUCUCCGGCAACCACCCCUUUCUCUCGUAUCUCCCAAUUUCAUAGAGUCUAACAUGUCUGGGCUCAACAAGAAACCUCAUCAGCACAAACCUCGAUUCCCAAGUCAACCCACCUCCAAUCCAUUCGAUUCUGAUGACGAAAUCGACAAAAAAUCAACCCUAAAACCAUCAAAAAAACCCUCUUCCGAACCUUCACUAACCCCAAAUUCAAAAACCAGUCUUUUCGAUAACAAUGAAAUUAAAGUUGCCUCGAAUUCAUCCGGGUAUGCAUCAAGAAACAAAUACAAAAACGAUUUCAUUGAUUCUGGUGGUGUAGAUAACCAAAGUGUCCAAGAAUUGGAACAUUACGCUGCGUAUAAAGCUGAAGAAACUACAAAGUCUGUGCAUAGUGCAUUAAAAAUCGCAGAAGAUAUUAGAGAAAGUGCCACUAACACCAUGCUCACCUUACAUCAACAAGGUGAACAGAUUAACAGAACCCACAAUGCUGCAGCAAAUAUCGAGCAAGAUCUCAGUAGGGGAGAGAAGCUAUUGGGAAGUCUUGGAGGCAUUUUUUCUAGGACUUGGAAGCCGAAAAAGGGUCAGACUAUAAGAGGUCCUACAAGCAUCAGAGAUGAUCCUGAUAGAAGAAAGGGUAACCAUUUGGAGCAAAGAGAAAAAUUGGGACUUACAACAACUCCAAAUAAGGGAGCUUCUCGUUCAAGGGUCCCACUUCCUGAAUCCGCUGAUGCAAUGCAGAAAGUUGAGUAUGAAAAGGAGAAGCAAGAUGAUGGGCUCUCUGAGUUGAGUAACAUAUUGGGGGAACUGAAGGAAAUGGCUGUUGACAUGGGUUCUGAAAUUGAAAGGCAAGAUAAAGCCCUUAAUCCUCUUCAAGAUGAUGUUGAUGAGAUCAAUUUCAGAGUAAGAGGUGCAAAUCAACGAACUCGACGUCUUCUUGGAAAAUAAUUGAAUUCGUUUGAAUGAAUUCGGUUAUUUUUCUAUAUUUUUAUGGAAAAUAGAGAAAACAAUAUCUCCUUACUACUUCCCUUUAUGUAGAGGAUUGUUUACCUUACAGUUUUCCAAUUAACUAUUUAUAGGGUUUAUAUAUGUCUUUUCAAUGUGAUGAUGAUAUAUUAAAUGAUCAUAAUCACUUAAGAUAGUGUCACAAAAAGUUAGCUUCCA
Molecule: messenger RNA, 1260 nt
Organism: Lactuca saligna
Lineage: Eukaryota; Viridiplantae; Streptophyta; Magnoliopsida; Asterales; Asteraceae
Source: the annotation of a GenBank genome assembly